This is a messenger RNA of Owenia fusiformis, 3982 nucleotides long. Lineage: Eukaryota; Metazoa; Annelida; Polychaeta; Sabellida; Oweniidae. The record is from the annotation of a GenBank genome assembly.
GCGCGAAAUUUCUAUGGCGAUUUCUCUUGCAGAACUCUUUGCAUUACACUGAUUUAUUCAAUAUUUACUUCACCAAAAGUUGUAAAUUGUGUAUCGGAAUUGAGAGGAGAUCACAUUCUACUCGACUACGUACAUAUCAGGGUCAGGAUGGGGGACUCAGAUAUAGGUCAUGUACGUGGACCAGAGGCCAUCACUAUCACUGUUCUCAGAGCAAGGAAUCUGAGAGGGAACAAAGGUGAGACACUGAACAGUGUAGUGAAAGUCGAACACAUCGAUAAACAGCUUGGUGAGACACCCAAGGUUGAAUGCUCUCCAGAAAGCCCUGCAGAGUACAACUACAGCACACAGCUCAAUGCAACAUUUGAAGAUCCACUCUCAUUAGAUGAGUUUGCACACAGACCUGUGUUGUUAACUGUAGUUGAAGUUCUUGCCAAAGAGAAGAAACAGAAAGAAGAAAAGACAAUACAACUUGGACAAUGUACAGUAGAUCUCAUACACCUAGUAAAAGGUGAACUGAAGCGUAAAUACACACUUCAAAUCCACCCAUUACCUGGCUCCCCAUUAGAGAGUGUACCUGCCGAAAAUCCAAAGGCUGAACUUGAUGUUGUUGCCUUUGUUGGCGAGCCUUUGCUGACAGAACCCCAGCUUCAGGACUCCAAUCUUAUGUCAGUGAGUGUGGAAAGCAUGUAUUCUCCGCCCGAUGCUUGGAUGCCUUCAGGACCACAAUUCAUUUACACAGUUGCACUUCCUAUACCAAUCACAGGGGAGAAAGAAAACACAGUUGUUUUUCCUGCUGGAUCUUUAAAAAUGGCUGCCGAGAAAGAAUUCAUAUCUAAACAGAAGAGGUGGCCUAACACCACUAAUAUGCAAGGUGGAGCUGUGUAUAUACCAGAAAGUUGCCUUCCAACGGAUAACAUAGAAGAUGAGGAUGGUGAUCUAAGGAGUAGGGACGAGAGAGAACAUAGGUCUAUAGCUGAACAGGAGAAGAACAGAGUUGUAUGGAAUACUGAGCGUCGAUGUUUCUUAGAUCCACAGGCUGUUAAAAGCUUCCAAGAGAAGAUAGCAAAGAAUCGCUACUGGCCCGUAGAAGUAAUGAGAAUGGCAGUACCUACUGCUGGCAAGGGAAAGAAAGGAGCCAAUGAUGAUGAUGGGCACUUCAGUUUCCAUGGUGUCUGCUACAUAAACAUGGCACCAUUGCUGUAUCCAGGAGUGAAGAGAAUCAGAGGAGCUUACAAAGUCCAUGCAUUCUUAGAGCAUGAUGUCGCAGAGAAAACUAGCAGAAAAGGUGGUCUUGCUGAAGAAGCUGCUAAAAUCGCAAGUGGCAUUAUGUUUAGGAGCAGUAGCUCGCCAUUUCCUAAAAAGGGCAAGGAUGACGUCAAGGGGAAAGAUGCCAAAAAAGCUGCCUCUGCAAUGAUGAAGCCAGCAGACUCUGCCAGUGAAGCAGAUGGACAGCCUCAGAAUGUUGAAGGUCAACAAUACGUGGAGGCAAAGUCCUAUAUCAUGCUAGAAAUAGACCUAUUACAACCUUUAGUACAUAAACGCCCACCAGAGGAGCUUGCACAGAGAGUUGCUGAAUACAUACCACCAAGACCACUCUUCCCAAAGCGUACCAAUGGCGCAGAAAAGGCAGUGGAAGAUUAUCACAAUCAGAUAGCUUCAGUUGCAGAUCUGGUCUUAGAGGAAUUCAGGGAAUCAUUUGGUGAUGAACUUAGGGCAGGUAAUGCCCCACUGACAACUGACUCAAUGGAGGCAAGACGCCAAGGGCUCCUGUACUCUCUCAAUGCAAGUGGUAAAUAUUUUGCAUUCAAAGAGAGGCUGAAACAUUCAGUCGUCAAGAUAGUUCGUGAAAAAUAUCUUAGAACGACAAGCUUUGAAGACAAAGAUCAACUACAGGCUUUCCUGAGUGAGUUAUAUGUCUACCUGGUGGAUCAGAUGCAUGUUGGUCUUGGGAAGGUGUUGUCUAUAGAAGACCAGACUCCAGUACCAGAGCCACUCACUGACUCUGCUCAACUUAAACACUUUGCCAGGGAAGCUGAAGUGAAUGAAAACUUUGAACUUGCUGCCAAAUAUUAUCAAGAGAGAAUUGCUAGGACGAGGAAUGAUCCGGAACAUUGGUUUGACUAUGGUACAUUCUGUUUGUAUAUCAAUGACAUCACAAAGGCAGAGGAAUGCUUUAAGGAAUGUGUCUCCAUCAACCAAAAACAUCUUAAUGGUUUACUGCUGUAUGGUGUUGUCUGUGCAAUGCAGGAUCAAAACGAGGCUGCGGAGACAUUCUUUGAGGCAGCAACGUGCGUUGACCCCCAGUGUAUUCUAGCUUGGGUGAUGCUUGGUUUAUUCUAUGAUGGAGUUUGUAAUGAGAUUGGUGCAGAGAUGGCUUUCCUAGAAGCAAACAAACUAAAUGUACAGGUCACUAGACAGUUGAUGGAAGAUGAGAAACAGAAGGAGAGAGAAUUACAUGAGAAAGAAGAGGACAAGCUACUAAUGGAUGCUGCAAGAGAUGCCCAUGGUGAUGCUUUAGCUGUUCCAUCAGUUAAGAACACCCCUGCCACUCCCAGUGGGUUAGAAUCAAAACAGAAUUCCAUGACCAGCAAAUCACAGAUGCUAAAGAAGGGACAACAGAAAAAACCUGGAGUCUCAUCAUCUCAGAACAAAAGCAUGGAAAGUGUUGCAUCUAUGAGGCCUGGUAGUCAGACAAGAGGCUCACAAAGGGGUACACCUAUGCCUGAGCCAGAAGAGAUUGAUGAACCUCCCCCACGAGAGCCCACUCCAGUGCCAACCAGUACUGUCUUCAUGCAAGCUAUUGAGUGGCUCCUGGAGGUCAAGGCAAUGCCAUUUACCGAGAGGGCACUGGCGCAUGAACUUUUAGAGCCAAAUGGUGGACCAGGCGCCAUCUAUCAUAUAGCCUAUGCGAGGUUGAAGCUACAGAAGAAAGAAAUGGAAGAAGCCGAAUUGAGCCUUAAAGAAGCAUUACAGUUUGAUCACCAGAACCCGGAUGCAUGGGCAAUUAUGGGACAUGUGAAGUAUCUGGUUGGAGACUCUAUGGCAGCUAAGGACUGCUAUGAAAGAACAUUAUCAUUCAUCGGGGACGCCUCAGAGAUGCACUCCAUCUAUCUGCGCCUUGCAUCAAUUUAUCUACAGGAAGGAAAGUUCCAAGAGGCCAAGAACUGUUUCCUUAUGGCAUGUAAGAAAUCUCCGUCUUGUGUGUCAUGGGUUGGGGUUGGAAUUGCAUGUUACAGGCUUGGUGAAUUGUCUGAGGCAGAAGAUGCCUUAUCUGAGGCUAAUAUUCUCAACAACAGUGACCCUGAGGUGUGGGGGUACCUCUCUCUGGUCUGUCUCAAGACUAACAGGCAGUUAGAAGCUGAACAAGCAUACAAAUAUGCCCUUAAGGUUAACUUAGUUGAUGAAGAGUUGCUCGGGGAAAUACAUGGUGUCCAACAGGAGGUGGGAUUUGGAAAUCCUGAAAUGUAAAAUACAGACUCUCUCCAACAAUUGGAAUCAUCGUUCUACAAUUUGACCAGAUUAGUUAGAAAAACAAAACAUUUUUAGCUAAGUGCUAUGAUGUGAUGAGAACUCUUCUUCAUGACAAGGGGUUCCGUAUUUUCUAAAUGGGAGUACAGGAGUGUCAAAGUGUGCUACUAUUGAUGAUCAAAAUUAUUUCUCCUUAAGCCUCAAAUUUUAUCUCAUAUAAAGUCAUUAAUUCACUAAAUAGCCAAUUUUUUCGCGAAUUACAAAAAAACAGAAAUUCACUUGUUUUAAAAGUACAGCUGAAGAAUAGCAGUUAUGUAAGACUGGACACUGUCUGACAGUAACAGUUUGUCUUACUGUAAUAUAUUACUGGUGAAUUUAAGUUUUUAAUAUUUCAGUUUAUUGAAAGAUGUCUCUGUAAGCACGUAUUGAGAAGCACGUCAGUGUGGAUAUUUAUAAUUUUGGACCCAUUUGCAAAAUUAUAGGGUGACAGCAAGGAGGAUUGGAUCCCAGAAUG